CGUCCACUCUGUGGCGGCUCUCCGGCUCCCCUCCACCUCCUCCCACCGUGGACGUCCUCAGAUUGAGUUGGAGAGGGGGGACCCCGGUGUGGUGUCCUGGGAAAGCAUAGAAAGGGGGACCCUGGAGAGACACCCACCACCUCCUGCGUCCCCGGGGCUGCUGAAUCACCGGCGAGGAGUCUGCAGGUGCUUGAAUGAGCGCGACACCAGCCUCUGCCCCCAGGUGCCCGACGUAACAAUAAGGAUCCCACUGGUCGCUCCUGGCAUGCCCCACCAGCUUUCAGCCUGAGUUGGCAGCCUCCGCCUCUGCCAGCCGCCACCCUGCACUGUUCCGGCUCCCCCGAGGGUCCCACGCUGCAGUGCGGCCAAGACCCCUCCCCGCAGGGGCCACCCCCACCAACUGCCCCUGGUGCCCGGGGUGGCCCGGCCCGCAGGGCCAUGAAGCUUCAGGCUGUGAUGGAGACUCUCAUUCAGAGGCAACAGCGUGCCCGGCAGGAACUGGAGGCUCGGCAGCCUCCACCACCCCCACCACCUGAACCCACUGGUGUCCGGGCUCGGACCGCCAUGACAGAAGAGGACAGGGAGCCUGAGAAUGCCCGGAUGCAUAGGACGCAGAUGGCCGCCCUGGCUGCCAUGAGAGCCGUCGCCGCCGGCUUGGGACAUCCGUCCUCUCCCAGGGGCUUUGAGGACAGGCCUCCUAGCUCCGAGGACGAAGACACAGCCCGGGAAGGCACUCUGAGUUCACCUGCCCUGCCUGGAAGUGGCCUGGAGGGACCAGGACACACCGAAGGAGAUGGGCAUUUGAUGGACGUGGGCUCUGAGGAUGACAUGAAGCCCAAGUGGGAAGAGCAAGAGCUGGAAGAACUGGGGGAGGAGGAAGAGGAUGAGGAAGAUGAAGAUGACUUUGAGGAAGAGGAGGAGGAGGAGGAAGAAGAAGGUCUGGGUCCCCCAGAGUCUGCCAGCCUGGGCUCUGCAGGCCUGUUCACCCACAAGACCCCUCUGGCUCAGGCUUUCCGUGGGGAUGGCGGUCCCAGGAUGCUGAGUGGCCCUGAGCGCCUGGGACCUGGCCCGGCUCAUCCCAGUCAUGUGGCUUCCCAGAUGCCACCACCGGACCACGGAGACUGGACAUUUGAGGAGCAGUUCAAACAGCUCUAUGAACUGGAUUCGGACCCCAAGAGGAAGGAGUUCCUGGACGACUUAUUCACCUUCAUGCAAAAGCGAGGUACUCCAGUGAACAGAAUCCCCAUCAUGGCCAAGCAGGUCCUCGACCUGUUCAUGCUAUACGUGCUGGUGACCGAGAAGGGUGGCCUGGUAGAGGUGAUCAACAAGAAACUGUGGCGGGAGAUCACGAAGGGGCUCAACCUGCCCACCUCCAUCACCAGCGCUGCCUUCACACUCCGGACACAGUACAUGAAGUAUCUUUACCCCUAUGAGUGUGAGAGGCGAGGCCUGAGCAGCCCCAGCGAGCUCCAGGCCGCCAUAGACAGCAACCGCCGGGAGGGCAGGCGCCAGAGCUUUGGGGGUUCGCUUUUCGCCUACUCACCCAGCGGAGCCCACAACAUGCUGUCCUCACCCAAGCUACCGGGGACUUCCUUGGGCCUUGCCACCAGCACCAAUGGCAGCUCCAUCACCCCAGCACCCAAGGUCAAGAAAGAGGAAGACUCGGCCAUCCCCAUCACAGUCCCAGGCCGCCUACCUGUGUCUUUGGCAGGCCACCCUGUUGUAGCUGCCCAGGCUGCAGCCGCCCAGGCUGCAGUUGCAGCUCAGGCAGCUGCCCUGGAGCAACUCCGGGAGAAGCUGGAAUCCACAGAACCUCCAGAAAAGAAGAUGGCUCUGGUUGUUGACGAGCAGCAGCGGCUCAUGCAGCGAGCUGUGCAGCAGAGCCUCCUGGCCAUGACGGCCCAGCUGCCCAUGACCGUCCGGAUCAACAGCCAAGCCUCAGAGAGCCGCCAGGACUCUGCCGUGAGCCUCACCAGUGCCAAUGGCAGCAACAGUAUUAGCAUGUCAGUGGAGAUGAAUGGUAUUGUAUACACAGGGGUGCUGUUUGCUCAGCCACCACCUCCUACACCACCUUCCGCCCCCAGCAAAGGUGGCACUGGCAGCAUCGGUACCAACAACACCAUGGGUAGCCGGACAGGAGCCAGUGGCAGCACUGGCAGCGGUGGCCAGGUGGGGCUGGCCGGGGUGUCAGCACCCACCAUGUCUUCUACCUCAAAUAACUCCUUGCCUUAAAGGAAACCAAGUUGCAUGGCUGCCCGCCCACCACAGGGACCACACGGCCACACGGGGACCUGGGAUGUCAGAAGAAUCCCAGUGGGCUGGGCAGAUUCCCAAGGAGCCACACUGACGCCAAAAAGGAGAGAGAGAAAAAAAAAUAUCUAUAUAUCUAUAUCUAUAUAUACAUAUAGAGAAAGAUAGCUAGACGGAGAAACAGAUUUAAUAAAUCAGGGCAAAGCAAA
Molecule: messenger RNA, 2459 nt
Organism: Grammomys surdaster
Lineage: Eukaryota; Metazoa; Chordata; Mammalia; Rodentia; Muridae
Gene: Arid3a
Product: AT-rich interaction domain 3A
Exons: 9
Coding region: 439-2232 (597 amino acids)
Biological process (GO): regulation of transcription by RNA polymerase II
Cellular component (GO): nucleus
Molecular function (GO): DNA binding
Source: RefSeq, a predicted model, not a curated record